CUCCUGAGAGGAUUAUUGAAUUUUGGCAAGCAAUUCAAGAUGCAGAAAUCUUUUUUUCUCUACCACCAAAUUGGAAUGAAAAUGAUUUGGCCUUGGGACCAUUUUUUCUAUUUAUGACUAUCAAGGGUAAUUAUGUCAUUUUAAACAAAAAUAUAAUGAUAAAUUCAAAUGGCCAAUUGAUUUAUAAUAAUGGGAAACGAGUAAUGAACCAAGACACAAAUGAACCUCUUCAAUCACUCCCUUUUAAUUCUACCUUAAAAGUUACAGUGACAAUAAAUAUGGAGGAAAACAUGGAGGAAGAGGAACUUCCAGAUAAUUGGGGAGGAAUGCUCCAUUUGCCAAAGUCCACAUUUUGCAUUGUCUCAAAUAACAUAUCAAUGAUUUUAAUAUGA
Messenger RNA from Entrophospora sp. SA101, 392 nucleotides. NCBI's taxonomy places the organism in Eukaryota, Fungi, Glomeromycota, Glomeromycetes, Entrophosporales, Entrophosporaceae. The record is from the annotation of a GenBank genome assembly.